This is a messenger RNA of Colletotrichum lupini, 642 nucleotides long. RefSeq lists its product as uncharacterized. Lineage: Eukaryota; Fungi; Ascomycota; Sordariomycetes; Glomerellales; Glomerellaceae. Bases 1 to 642 code for a protein of 213 amino acids. The record is from RefSeq and is a predicted model, not a curated record. The transcript is spliced from 3 exons.
AUGUACGGAUAUGCCCCAUCAGCUCCAGCUCCAGCCAGCUGCAGCCCGCCCCUCCAAAACCUUGCCCCUCCAACCCCUCACCUCCCAAAUCCAGACAGCUACUCCCUCCAAGCUCCCUCUCUCUCAACAUCCUUCCACGCAUCAUCACCACACAAACCUCGAAAGCUCCCCUCGAAGAGAUUGCCCUCCAUAACCCUACCUCCGACAUCACACAUACCUACCCACCUCGCCAAGAAGCCCAACAUGGUCUACACCCUCACCGUCCACCUCCACGCAAACGACCACCCGGACUCGGUCGAACGCAUAAAGGCAAAGCUCAUCGAGGCCUCGCGCGUCUACUCAAAGGACCGCGAGACCGUCAGCUGGUUCGUCAUGCAGGACGUCCACGACCCCAGGUCCUUUACCAUUGUCGAGCGCUUCGAGACGGAAUAUCACUCCCUCCCUCCCUUCACUUUCAGUGUCCUAUGCUGGACAGAUUCGCUGAUCCGUUGUCCUCCCCCCGUGCAGAGCCAAAAGUACCACCUCGAGAACCCUUACUGGAAGACCUUUGAUCCCUAUGUUGUGCCAUUGCUCGACCGCCCCAUGGACCUGAGAAGACACGAGGAGCUGGAUACUUCCAAGGACGUUGUCGUGCCCCAGUAA